AAAUAACAAUCUAGUCUGUCUUUAGUCUUGUUUGUGUUCCUAAUGCUAAUGCUGGUGGUUGCAUUGAAGCAGAGUGUUAGGUAGAUAGAUAGAUGCACACAUCUUCUUCUUCUUCUUCUUCUGUAACACUUUCCCCUUCCUCUUCUUAUCUCUUUUUCCCACUGCAUGUGCCUCAUUUUCCGGUUUCUGCUUCCAUAAUUCACCUGAUUGGAUGGGAGAAGCAUGUGAAUUUCGAUGUUGGGAUGAAUUGAUUCCUGAUGCAUUAGGGGUAAUCUUCAAAAAUGUUUCUUUGCAAGAGAGAGUGACAGUGAUUCCAAGGGUAUGUAAAUCAUGGGCUAAAGCAGUGUCUGAGCCUUAUUGUUGGCAAGAGAUAGAUAUUGAAGAAUGGAGCAAUCAUUGUCAACCUGACCAACUUGAUCAGAUGAUUCAUAUGCUUGUCAAUAGAAGUUGUGGAACCCUCAGGAAGCUGUGUGUUUCUGGUCUCCAAUCUGAGACUGUUUUCACUUUCAUUGCUGAAAAUGCUGGAUCCCUUAGAAGUUUGCGACUGGCGCGGAGCAGUAUGAGUGAUUCAAUUGUGGAACAAAUUUCCGGAAAGCUUUCUAUGAUAAGUUUCUUGGAUGUGAGCUAUUGUAUCAAAAUCGGUGCGCCUGCUAUCGAGAUAAUUGGCAAGAACUGCAAACUACUAGAAGGGUUAUGCAGGAACAUGCAUCCAUUGGAUACCGCCGGCAAGCCAUUACAAGACGACGAGGCAAUUGCGAUUGCAACCACGAUGCCGAAGCUUAAACAUCUUGAAAUGGCUUAUCAUAGGAUAAGCACUUCGGGGGUUGAUCAAAUUCUUUCAAACUGUCCAAAGCUUGAAUUUUUGGAUCUUAGAGGGUGUUGGGGUGUCAACUUAGAAAACAACAUGUUGCUGAAGCAGAAUUUUCCAAUGCUUAAAGUUUUGGGGCCUUUUGUUCUUGGUGCUUAUGAGAGUGAUGGUUGGGAUGAUGAUGAUUACUCAGAUUCUUCUGAGGAUUUGCCUUGGGAUUAUAUAGCUGGUGGUGAAUAUUAUGUUGAUGAUGAUAGUGAUGGUUAUGAAGGAAUGAAUAUGAUAGAAGAUGAGCUUCAAUUUGGAUUUUAUGAAGGGAUAGAAGAUGCUGGAAUGUAUUGGCCUCCAUCUCCAUAAUUUGAUUGUAUUAUAACAUUUGCAUAUUAAUUUAUUGUAUGCUUUUUCUACUAUAUGUAACUAAUGUUUCUACUUCACUUUUAUGUACUCUAUUAAUUUAUGAAUGAUGUGUUUUUUCUUCAAAUUUCA
Cicer arietinum (chickpea) is the source of this 1294-nucleotide messenger RNA. RefSeq names its product F-box protein FBW2. The record is from RefSeq and is a predicted model, not a curated record. NCBI's taxonomy places the organism in Eukaryota, Viridiplantae, Streptophyta, Magnoliopsida, Fabales, Fabaceae.